AAGAUAUACAUUUCUUUCCCAACAAACUCGGUGUGCAAUGGGAGCUGGCUCGUGUUGGACUUGGCUUCGUUUCAUGCGUCAAUCUGCUUUCGACAAAGACCUGUCUAGUUUUCCGCUUCUCUCCAGAGAGCACGGGCGUAGUGUGUCACGGGCUUGAAGGGCCGUUUUAUUUCAAAAUCGGCUUUGAAACGAUGCCUCAUCUUAGUCAGAGAGCAUUGACCAUUUUCUGUCAAAGAAUGGCUCCUCACCAUUUUAUCGUUGUGGAAGGACUUGCUUGCUUGUGCCACUGGAGAAUCACAGCUAUAUCAUGCAUUUGCAUUUUGUUUUUAGGCCGACUGGCGGUGUCUUCCCCAAAGCCGCUUGCUGCGGUGCUCGCUCAUCAAAUACAAGCUGCCGCAAUGAAUUCCUAGAGAUCUUUCUGACCAAACUUGAAGAGAAGAAUCAGGAGUUUGACUCUGCGUUCCUUUACAAGCUCCAGAUAAAAUCUGGAGCUGAUUCACAAACUCCAAGGUAUAGCCUUCUUUAUCAGCGAAUGGAGCUUUCUGAGGCAGCUGAGAAUGGUGUUCGCGCAGUUGUGCCCCAGAAGGUUCCCCGACUGCUGCGGCUUGAUUGGAGCCCAGACGGCUUAGCUUUCGAUGAGAUGGAUGCACGUCUCCCUCAAACACUAUUGGUGCAAUCCAAGGUCUUUGAGCGACCCUUGCGACCUGGUGAGCUUUUACAGCAAUUGGGCGAGGUUCAAGACAAGUUUUUCAGCUUUGACAACUGGACCUCCUAUGAUUUCUGCCACUACUUCAUGACUCAGGCACCUGGCAAAACAUACCAAUACAGGUAAAUGAAAA
Messenger RNA from Durusdinium trenchii, 839 nucleotides. The record is from the annotation of a GenBank genome assembly. Lineage: Eukaryota; Dinophyceae; Suessiales; Symbiodiniaceae.